CUCGGCGUGUUUUGGCGCCCCGACAUGCUUGGUAACACGUUCAGCGGCGAGAAGGGGGAAGACUUCAACAAGAAUGGUAAGCCUGCCGCUCGUAGCAGCAGUGCCACCCGACGCGACAUCCAAAGCAAGACCGUCCCAGGGGCCGGCCCCGAGGGCGCAUCGCGUUUGGUCGCGAGGACGAUGAAGUUUGCUCACCCUCGUGACGUUGAGGUUGUCAACUCGGCCCUGGCGCCGCCAACGACCUGCCAUACCUUCUCCUUUAGCGUCACACGCCAGAGCACGCUCACCGCUAUCGCCGCUCAGGCGACCCGCGGCAACAAGUUUGGCCUUCCUCCCGAGUCGUACAUGGCUGUCACCUCUGAACAGCCCUCCGCUGCGCCCGCUCCUGGCCAGGAGCAUCUCCGUGGCACAACUCACUCCUCUGACCUCGUCUUCUACGGCGUCACGUUGACUGUUUGGUCACAUGCCGACAAGGACCGCGCUAUUCGCCUCAAGGAGUUUAAGCAGCGCACCCAGCGCAUGCGCAACGAGUCGGCCACGUCAGAGUCGAUCAAGAAAGACGCGUUACGUCGUCGCGGAAAGACGCCCUGGAUACCGCCCAAGAAGGGGGCGACAUCGGAUUAUACAGCCAGUGAGACCGGGUUUAGCGACUCGGAUCUCGAGACAACCUUCACCUCGACGUAUGACGCAGAUUAUUCGGCGGAUGGCAUGUCUGCUGCUUAUGGCGAGUCGACCGACGUGUUCUGGCUGCCUUACGCUCUCACCCUGGUGUCGCGCUACCCCAUCUAUGAUGUGAUGCAGGACUACCUUCGCCUGAGCGAUGCUCGUGCACACAUGCGCCAAGUCUUCACUCUCCUGAAUAGCGAUGCGCCUCGCCCCGGUGACCUCUUCCGCCUGCCUGUCGGCACCCCCUCCGACGAGGAAGUGACCAUCGAGGCGACCAUGCCUGGAGGGAUCGACUUUGAAAAGGGCACGACCAAGGUCGACUUCCAGAUGUGGCCGCUCUUCCAGGCCCUCGACCUUGAUCACAUCUUGACCUGCAUCGAGGUCGCGUUGGCUCACUCCGGUCGCGUCGUCUUCUGCUCUCGUCACCCUGCCUUGCUUGGCUCGGCCGUGGAGACGCUCAAAUACAUUGUCGAACUCCGCGGGUGGGAUGGCAUAGCGCUGCAGAACAUCCACAUUCGCGAUGUGACCUUCCUCAUCGAAGACCCAGGACCGUACAUUAUUGGUCUGUCCACUGAGUGCCGCUAUGUCAUCACACCUCCCAAUGAGGUCGUCGUGGUUGAUCUCGACCAGAAUACCCUUACCUGCAAGUCGCCACCUGCAGGCAUUUCGACAUCGCACAAACGCGACAAGCAGCGUCAUAAGCUCGCUGCGGCGAUGGGUCACGGAUUCCCCGCCGAGCGUUCCGUGCCACUCGAGUACCGUGUCUCCUUCCCUAAGGGCGCUUUCCGUAACAUCAACCGUAUCCACCACGGCCCCACUCGCCCUCGUUACCUCGGGGAGCGUCUUACGUCCCCUGCCUGGUGGAACCAGUCAACGGUGAUCGCCGUUCUGGAUAAGAUCCUGGCUGACAGGGUGAGUACCAGAAUGAUCGCCAAGGCCAUGAUGCGCAAGCGUGCCCUUCACUACGUGGAGAAGCGCGACGACUUUGAGCUCAAGGUCGCACGUAUCACGCGUCGCCUUCAGAAACUCAUUCAGGAGGGCGAACAUUGGAAGCAGAAGUUUGAGAUGUUCGAGAAGUACGCCGAGCGUCUCACUCAGGAGUCCAAUGACCUGAAAGGGCGUAUCGACAAGGAGCAGCGUGAAGCUCGUCGCUUAUCGAACAUCAACACGGAGCAGACCAAGCUCAACGCCGAGCUCCAGGAGAAGCUCAGUCAGACUGAAGGUGCCCGAGCAGAGGCCAUGCGCCAGCUAUCUGACAUGCACCACUCGAUUCAGGAACUGGAGCGCGAGCGCAACGAUAUUAUGGACGCUAUCGAGAUGCAAAUCACGACGGCCAUCGAGCGUAUUCCGUGGGGGGAACAUCACGACAAGGAGUCGCUCAAUGGCCUCGAGUCGCCGCCCACGUCGCCCAAGGCGGGCGCCUCGAUCCAUACCGUCAAGCGCAAGUCCCGGCCCACCACGCGCGACUCGGCACAGACCAUUGGCACCUUGGACUCGUAUGCUCACUCCAAGACGGCGAUGAGCAUCAUUGGCGCCCUCCACGACGGUCCCGUCAGACGUGGUCUAGGUUCCAUCUUGGACAGUGAUCAAGUCAGCAACACGGACCGCCUUAUUUCGCACAACCGUCUUGACAGCAUAUCGCAGCGCGUGGCCAUGAUCCAGGCCAAGCUUGAGAUUGCCCUUGCGCCGAUCCGUGAUCAG
Molecule: messenger RNA, 2367 nt
Organism: Cutaneotrichosporon oleaginosum
Lineage: Eukaryota; Fungi; Basidiomycota; Tremellomycetes; Trichosporonales; Trichosporonaceae
Biological process (GO): regulation of Rab protein signal transduction
Cellular component (GO): cytoplasmic vesicle
Source: RefSeq, a predicted model, not a curated record